Messenger RNA from Papilio machaon (common yellow swallowtail), 1506 nucleotides. Its product is annotated as phenoloxidase-activating factor 2-like. Gene Ontology annotation, molecular function: serine-type endopeptidase activity. The record is from RefSeq and is a predicted model, not a curated record. Bases 57 to 1235 code for a protein of 392 amino acids. The transcript is spliced from 9 exons. Lineage: Eukaryota; Metazoa; Arthropoda; Insecta; Lepidoptera; Papilionidae. Gene Ontology annotation, biological process: proteolysis.
AUUUUUAUAAAAGUGUUUAUACAUUGUGAAUACAGUAGUCAUUUAACGAAAUCAAAAUGAAGAUAUCCUGGAUGUUAUUCGCUUUAAUGUCGAUGUCUCGAUGUCAAGAUGAUGAUGAUGAUGGAGGUGAUUUGGAUUCCUUAAUGAACUAUAUUUAUAACACUACAAUACAAACUGAAGUGCCUCCGAGAUUAGGAGUAGAGACUUGCGUCACACCAAACAAGAUAAAGGGUGAAUGCGUAAAUUUUAACCUCUGUGGAAAUGCUGGAAAUAACGGUGAAUACGUAGUUAACAUCAGGCUACUUGACGGACCUUGUAAAUCAUAUUUGGACGUAUGCUGUGUCCCGACAAAUGUACAAGAUCAUACCAAACCUUUGUCAAAACCUUUCAUACCGCGCGAAGGCUGCGGUUGGCGCAACCCCAACGGUGUCGGAAUGGUCACUAUCGGGGAUGUAAACGGCGAGGCUAAAUUCGGAGAGUUCCCAUGGAUGGUCGCUGUUUUAAAAAAGGAACCGACAAUCCCCGGUAGCUUUAAGCACAUCGGUGGUGGGUCUCUUAUCCACCAGAGCGUGGUAGUGACCGGUGCUCAUGUGGUAUUGGCCCCCACCAGUGCUGGGCGACUGAUGGUGCGCGCCGGCGAGUGGGAUACACAAACAACAAAAGAGCCAUACCCACAUCAGGACAGAGACGUGGGCAAUGUAAUAGUACAUAAAGAUUAUAAAAGCCGAAACUUAGCUAACGAUAUAGCAUUACUCUUCCUGAAUCUGCCAAUGAUGAUGACGCCCAACGUUGGGUUAGUAUGCCUACCCGCACUCGGCCAGACUACGCCGCCUGGCACGCGUUGCCUCGCAUCCGGCUGGGGAAAGGAUCAGUUCGGUGAAAUCGGCAAAUAUCAAGUCAUACUGAAGAAGUUGGAACUACCGGUAGUAGGUUCUCAGAGCUGUCAGAAGCGGCUGCGUAUGACACGUCUCAGUCCAUACUUCAAUUUAGACCCCAGCUUCAUGUGUGCGGGCGGCGAGGGUGGCAGAGACACGUGCGUCGGUGAUGGAGGCUCGCCAUUAGUCUGCCCGUUGCAAACAGACCGAUACGUACAGGCGGGUAUAGUAGCGUGGGGUAUUGGCUGUGGAGGAACAACUCCUGGGGUGUACACUGACGUAGCAAAGCAAAGGGCCUGGGUGGACGAGCAGAUGACCGCCGCCGGGUAUGACACCAGCAGUUAUACUAUGAAGAUGUAAAUAAAAAAAGUCUUAGUUAAUUCAAUAAAUAAAUAAGACCGACUAACUAUUCCUUGACUGAAUCGUAUAAUAGUUCACUUAUGAAACGAAUUAAAUCAAAGUUUGAAGAAGAGGCGCGAAGAAGAUAAAUUGUUUAUAUUCACGCCUUUUAAAUAAUCUUUUAACUUUCCACGAAGCUUGAAACAACUUUUUGCUGGGACAAAGAAUUCCUCAUAAACAUUUUGUUAUUGCGUCCGCAUUGCAUUUAUCUUUUGCCGACAGUAUUAUGGUA